Messenger RNA from Dreissena polymorpha, 8094 nucleotides. RefSeq names its product prestin-like. The record is from RefSeq and is a predicted model, not a curated record. Gene Ontology annotation, molecular function: oxalate transmembrane transporter activity; bicarbonate transmembrane transporter activity; sulfate transmembrane transporter activity. Bases 360 to 3257 code for a protein of 965 amino acids. Gene Ontology annotation, biological process: transmembrane transport. Gene Ontology annotation, cellular component: membrane. Lineage: Eukaryota; Metazoa; Mollusca; Bivalvia; Myida; Dreissenidae. The transcript is spliced from 21 exons.
CAAAAGUCGUGCAAGAGCUUGGCUCUUAUCGCCAAUAUCGUAAAAAUACUCACACGUUUAUCAAAAUCCUGUCCUUUAUGAGGACCAGAGUUGACAAAUUAAAUCCAAGUAUAAAAUGGGAAGUCGAACUGGGCAGUUCGACUUGGAUUCGUAUUGUUAAUAAAACAGCAUCGAUCGAUGGAAAAGAUUAUGCAGUGUUAGAGGACUGAACCUUCUUAAACAUAUAACAACAGGAUGACGUGUAUUAUAGGAAUUGUAUUUUAAAAAUUCCAAAGAGGUCGCAGUUUUCCGCUUGCGUGGAUCAGUCAGAAUAACGGGGAUACGUAAGUGCGCAACGGAUUUAGGCAUAACAAAGAAAAAUGUUUUUAGAGUUGCGUCGAUGUUCAGCUACAGAAGGAAUGGAAAAUCGGGCUUUUGAAAAUGACAACGGCGAAGGGCUCGGUGAAACUAAACGAGACGACGAACUCACGGUCGAGUCAGAAGUUCAAGGUCAGAACGUGUUUGGCGACUCAGAGCCUAAAAAUGACGUCAUAGGAGACAAUGUCGAACUUGUAGAAAGUGAAAACGUGGACGAUGGUUUUCAAGAUGACAAGUCAAUAGUCGACAACCAUAGGAAAAUCAGUCCGGUUGAAAGUGUAGCGUCCUCUCUCUCUGAUACGGACUCCGGCCAUGAAACCACCGGGGAAAACUACGUGAAGACCGGGGAAAACUACGUGAAGACCGGGGAAAACUACGUGAAGACGCCCAAGAGAGUCAAGAAGGUGAAUGCGAGCUGCGCGGAUAAAAUUGCAGAAUGUGAGAACAGCGCAUCGCAUGUGAACCAUAUUGCGCCCGACGCUGUCAUACUGGAUGUUGCGAUUCUUAAACCUAAAGCUCAAGCUCAAGAUGAGGUUUAUCAGCUGAUCAGGGCCGACAAUCUGGACAGAAAUGGCAACCCGAAAUUGCACGUUCAGCGACCGGUUUUCAAUCAGCAUAACCUCGAUGAAAACUAUGAGCCGAGCAAAAAACCUGCGGUUAAAGUCAAAGAGGCACUACGAAAGAAGGUGUCCAAAUGCGUGUGCUCCCUGGGCUGCUUUAAGGGUUUCUUGCUCAAUCUGUUCCCCUUCUUUCCCAUCAUGAAGAGCUACAAUAUCAGGACGGAUCUGCCUGGGGACAUUGUGUCGGGGCUGACUGUUGGAGUCAUGCACAUUCCUCAAGGCAUGGCGUAUGGCAUGUUGACGACGCUGCCACCAGUGUAUGGACUUUACAUGUCCUUUUUCCCAGUGCUGCUGUAUUGCUUUUUGGGAUCUUCCAAACACGUCUCUAUGGGUACGUUUGCUGUCGCCACCCUGAUGAUUGGGUCAACUGUUAGCAAGGGUUUCAGCCUUGUGUCCCAGGACAGUAGCAUCCCUAUCCUGACCCCCAAUGACACAGACAAAAACACCACCAAUCCUCUGGCCAACACGGACGAAAUGAGCGAUGAGGAGCUUGAUAUUCGAUUGCAGUUUGCAAUGUCUGUCUCUCUUGUUGCUGGUGUAAUUCAGCUGCUGAUGGGCAUAUUUCGGCUGGGCUUUGUUACCGUGUAUCUGUCGGACUCGCUCAUAGCGGGGUUCACCACGGGGGCCGCGUGUCAUGUGUUCACCAGUCAGAUCAAGCACAUCUUCGCCAUCAAGACUGCACGAUACAACGGCGCUCUGAAAUUGGUUUAUACUUAUAUAGAUUUCUUCUCGAAGAUUGCUCAAACGAACUAUGUGACCGUACUCAUGUCGUUGGUGUGUAUAGCGAUCCUAUACAGCGUGUCUACCUACAUCAACCAGAAUCCAAAGCUGAAGGCCAAAAUGUUCAUGCCUGUUCCCAUUGAACUCAUCGUGGUCGUAUUAGCAACGGUGAUCUCAUAUUUUAUAAAGCUGGAAACCAAAUACAGUGUGCCCGUGGUCUCUGACAUUCCAACAGGGUUACCUAUGCCAAACCUGAAGAAUUUUUCUCGAAUUCCCGAUGUAAUCUCAGAUGCCAUAGCACUCUCGAUCGUCAUCUUUGCAAUCUCAAUCUCCAUGGGAAAACUUCUGGCACAGAAGCACGACUAUGAAGUCAAUGCUGAUCAGGAACUGGUGGCCUACGGUAUUUCAACGAUAAUCUCCUCAUUUCUCUCGUCUGCUGCCCCGUCUGCAUCGCUGUCCAGAAGUCUUGUCCAGGAACGAGUCGGCGGUAAAACACAGGUUGCUGGCCUGAUUUCUUGUGCUCUACUGCUGGUCGUCAUCCUGGCUAUCGGACCCUACUUCAGAACAUUGCCAAAUUGCGUGCUGGCAUCCGUCAUUAUAGUCGCCCUCCGUGGAAUGUUUUUGCAAGCACUUGAACUGCCGAAACUCUGGAAAGUCUCUAUUAUUGACUUCGCUGUGUGGAUUGUAGCCUUCCUGACUACAGUUUUACUGGAUGUUGACCUAGGAUUGGGCUGCGCAGUCAUUUUCAACAUUCUCACCAUCGUGUGUCGAAGCCAAAGACCUUAUGCAACCCUUUUGGGACAGAUACCUGGCACAGAUAUUUACAGAGACAUCCGUGUCUUUAAGAAGGCCAAGGAGGUGCCAGGGUUGAAGAUCUUCAGGUUUGAACAUUCCCUAUUCUUUGUCAACAUAGAGCACUUCCGUUCACUGCUGUACAAGAAAAUUGUGAAUCCGCGAACACUCAAAAUCACCCAGAAGAAACGGGCCAGCAAGAUUGCAAAGGCCAACAAAGAGGCAGAGCUAAGUAAACCACAAACCCAGAUUGUCCUGUCGGAGAAUCUACCAGAUAUGCCAGUCCCGAUGGACUCGCUUGACAUGGAAUUGCAUACAUCUAGUAACCAGAUCAGUGUCAACAUGGUCAGCAAGUCCGUACGCGAGUGUCCACCAGACCUUGACUUUCAUACCAUCAUCUUAGAUGCAUCGCCAUGGAGCUUUAUUGACUCUAUGGGUGUGAAAGUUCUUGUUGCGGUAAUCGGUGAGUUUAAAGCCGUGGGUGUGAAAGUCAUGUUGGCCAGCUGUAAAGCUGGAAUUAGAAAGAUGUUUAAGAAAACCGACUUCUACAAAACCCUUGACAACACCAAAAUCUUUGUGUCUGUUCAUGAUGCUGUUCUUAGAGCACAGUUCGGUGAUGAGCCCCCACCCAUACAGAAUGGCUUAACGCUAGAUCACGAAGAUGCCAAUGAUGAGGAUGAUGACAGUGACACUGACAGCCAGAUUGAUAUCCAUUAUGCAGACGAUGAUGUGGGAAGCAGGAAAUUAGUUGUCGGUUCAAAUCUCUGAUGACUGGCCAGUUUAUUGAGUAAAUUACUGGACAGAGGCCAGUAAAAUGGACAGCUAGAUAUGUGAAGUAACGCACAUAAAAAUGGGAUAUAUUUCAUUACCGUAAUUAGCGCUGGCAGUCAACAGUGAACAGAAUAAUGAACCACUGUUUGUAUUGGUAAAAAAAAGCUAGAGAAAACCUGAUUGUGAACAUUCAAGUGAUUAUAUCCCACCAACGUAGUAAUCUUUGAAUGAAAUGCACACUAGUUAUUGAAGAUUGCUGUGUGUCACAUUGAUACAUAUACAUGUAAAUGAUAUACAGUAUUAUGUUUGUUAAACAUGAUUAAAAUCAUGCGGAUAUUAGUAACAGUUACAGAUCAAUGGUCUUUGGUAUGAAAGUGCUCAACUUGCUGUUGUCCUGGUUUAAUUAAGUUUUAAUGUUGAUCUGGUUUUCAUAGCACUGUUUGUUCAGAAAUGGCCAGUAUCAUUCAAAUGGUUACGCUUUCAAACAAAUAAACAGACACAAGGUUUACUCUAUAUGUGUCAUGCUUUUCUGUUGAAAUGUUUAAGUUUUAGUCAUAUAAAGAGUGAAAGCUUGAUAAAGUGAAGCAAAUGAACUAUACACUUACAUCUUGUUGAUGUCUUUAUUAAACAUAUUUUUCAGGUUUUGGAAUGUGCUUUUUAAUUUUGGGAAGUUUUUUUUAUUGAGAAUCACCAUUAAACCAUAGUCCUUAGUAAUUAUUAUGAUCAUUUUUGUAUGUAACAUAAAUAUGGAGAAAUGCUUUUGUUAUAAUUAGAAAACAACUGGUACUUUAUGUUUUCAUAAUGUCAAACACUCAUUUUGUUUUGAAACUGCAUUAUCUGUUUGAAAGUGUUUUUUUAAUAUCAUUGUGAAAAGUAUAGAUAUUUGUCAUACAUGUUGUUACAUAAAUGUUUAAGACAGUUACAAAAUUUGCAAGGUUGCACUGCGAGUUUGAAACUUUGAGCUUCCAUUUGCUUGUCAGUUCCAUAUUUUCAAUGCACAUUAAUUGUUUUUACAUUGACUUUAAUGUGAAGGUCAUUGAGACAAUAUGCAAAAGGCAUGAGUCAGGCAGGCCAGCUUAAGGUCAAGGUUAAACUUCAAGGUCAAAAGUAUGAGCCUCUUUUUUUAUUUUCGCACUUUAUCUUCUAUAAACAUUGAAGAAUUUUGAUGAAUUCAAAAAUCUUUUGUGUCAUUGGCCUUCUGUGCAGAAGGCAUUGGUACCAUCUUGCUGCCUAAAGAUCAAGGUCACCGUUUAUUAAAGCAUAUAACAGAUUUUCAAAAUCUUGUCAGGGGACAUAGCUUUCCCUUGACUGCCUUAAUAUCUGCACUAAAAAUAAGACAUUCUUUAUAACUGUGAGAACACAGUUUCUUGUGGUCAUUAUCAUUAGAUGUUAAAAAUAGAUUUCCACUCAGAAAUUAUAAUAAUUAUGACUGUAUAGUCAUACAAAUUUUCCCUUAAUAAAUGUGAUGAUUCAGAUCAAAUAUUUUAAUGAAAUAUUCUUGGUUUGGCUUUGUAUUGCAUUGCUUCUUGAAGAUGAAUUAUAGGUAUAGGGAUUGCUUUAUUUAUUAAAUUGUAAAAUGAAGUCAAGGUCAGGUGACAUCUGUAUUGGUGGGCACACAUACAAACCUUGACUAAUGUUCAAUAAUGUACUUAUGUGAGGUUGCAGAUCAAAUUAUGUUGAAAUUCAUUGUUUCCUGUGUAUGACACGGUAAAAAGCAAUUGUGUAUGUUUGAACCAUUGAGACAUAAUUAUAAUGAAUUAAUGAAAUUAUUGAAGAUUUUUAUAAGAGCAAUAUAGGAUAUUUGACGUGUUGAGGACUUAAUUUGUGGUAGUCCAAAUCAUAUGCUGUAAAUUAUUUUAUCAAUAUAAUCAAGAGUUGUACUCAUAUAUUAGUCACUUCAUUAUGAAAUUGUUUAUUUGCUGAUAAAAUAAAUAUUGAGUCACACUCUGUGAAAAGGGGGUUCAAUGCAAGUGCAUAAGUGUUGUCCCAGAUUAGCCUGUGCAAUAUGCACAGGCUAAUCAGGGAUGACACUUUACGCCUCCACUUGAUUUUUGCUCAGAAGAGUCUUUCUUGAAAUAAGAAAAAUAUAAAAGCGAAAAGUGUCCUCCCUGAUUUGCCUGUGCAGACUGCACAAGCUAAUCUGGGACGACACUUGACUCACAUGCAGACUGCACAGGCUAAUCUGGGACGACACUUUACUCACAUGCAUUAAACCCCCUUUUCACAGAGCACGGCCCAUAUCAUUUAAGUUAUCUUGAAUGAUUUAUCAGUUAUUGUACAUUUGUAAACAAUAUUUGAAAGCCUCAGUCCCUUGUUAUCCCUGUUCCUGAAAUAUGGCUCAUCUGUUGAAGAGAUUGAGUUUGUUUGACAAGAUAUUUUGUGUUUGUUGUUGAGUAUUUAUGUUUUGUGUUAUUAGUGUUUUUAUCUCAACUAUUCAUUGAAUAGUCAGAGCUUUUCUACUCACCCAAUUGUUGGCCUCAGUAUAGCGUGCUGUGGGUAUUCAAUGGAAACUUUAAAAAUGUUUUAAGGGUCAUUGUUGGACUUUCCUGACCAAGUUUCAUGACUCUGAAUCUGCAAUUUAGCAGAAUAAAGCCCUUUUUGUACUUAGACAAUUCUGCUUAAUGUUCAUGUGCAGCUACUUCAUAUCCAUGGAUCUACUACAGAUAUUGAAACAAAACUUCACUUACAUGUUAAGGGUCUUCAUGAAUAUUCUAUGACACACUGACCUGCUUUUUAUGAUUCUGCUCCAUCUUGUCCUAAGUUUGGUUAAACUGUUAAUCUACUACAGAUAUUCAUUUGAAACUUUACACAUGUUUUGGCGAUCAAAAAUCUCACAGACCAACCCCCACAAUUCUGACUGGAAUUAAGCAGACUAAUGCCACUUUUUGUACUUAAACAGUUCUGGUAAACUUUUGCUUGCAACAAUUUCUAGAUAACUUUAGACCUUGCAUUCGGGGCUAGAUGGAUCAAGGUCAAGGCCAUCGGUGCUAAAAAUAACAAAAAGUGUGCAAGGAUGGAGAUAUUUUGCUGAAAGUGUGUAGGUACGAUAUAAGCUGAUUUUAUGAGAAAUUGUAUUUGGAAAAGUGUGGUCAAGGUCACUAUUACUAUUAAUAGAAUAAAUUCCUGCUAAAAAAAAUGAAUUUGUAUGAUUUUUUUCUACAAUUUGGUGUGUAGGUAUGGUCCAUGCAGAGCUAUGUUGGGAUUGCAUGUGGGGGUCAGUGAAAUCAGUUCAAUGUUAUUAAGACAGUUUCUGCUCAAUAACUUUAUUUUUGAUGUAAUAAUUUUGCUAUAAUUUUGUUUUUAGGCAGUUGCAUGCAUAAUUAAGUUAGGAUUGCAUUUGGAGCCGGUUGAGUCAUUUGUAAAUUGUACUUUUUUAAUUUAUCAAAUCUUCAUCUUUUUAUUUACAUAUAAUGUAUAACUACUACAAAUAUUCAACUUAAAAAAUGUCUUUGUGGUGAAUUAUUAGGUUACUGACAGAAAAACAACAACAUUAUACUAUACUAUAACCAGAAUAGUUGAGCAUUCUGUCUUAGAGCAGCACUUGCUAUUUACAUUCAUUUUUCCUCACACAUUGAACAUUUACUUGCAGAGUUCUCAUUACAAAUAUAGCUUUACACAGACUAUUGAUAUAUACAUAGAUAUAUUUCAAUGUAUGAAUUUUUUUUAUAUAAAUUAUAUUAUUAUUAUACUGUAUGGUAUUUAAUCAGCCACGUUUGAUGACCAUUGAAACAAGGAUUUUAUAUGAAUAUGUUUUUUGUUGUUCUUAUUUAAUUGACUGAUUUUUAUGCUCCCCAAAAAUUUAUUUUGGGCGGAGCAUAUAGUUGCAGCUUCAUCUGUCUGUCCGUGUGUCCAUCAGUGCACAAUUUUUGUCCUGGCUAUUUCUCAGCAACUAAUGACCGGAAUUCAAUGAAACUUUAUGGGUAGGAUCACUACCAAGAGGAGAUGUGCAUACAUGUAUUAUCAGCGGGUUCUGGUCGGAUGAUUUUUCACAGAGUUAUGACCCUUUGAAAUUUUCUAUCAAAAAUUCUUGUACCCCCAACUACUGUGCCUUCAAGACGUUUCCUUUUAUCUGAAUAUAUAGUGCAAUAUUGUGACCAAAAAAACCUUUGGGGAGCAUCACCCGUCUUCGACGGUUUCUUGUUUAUAUUGUUUGGAAUUAAUAAUCUUCAAGACAAGUAACUGGGGCUGAAAUGUUUAUAAGAAGUGUUCCACUUUUCGAGCCGCUUAAUUUUAAAACAGGUCUGAGGACACACUUUAUCUGACACUUUAUGCGAAAGUGGGUCUGAGGACGAACAUUACCAGAUGCUUUAUGCGGAAGUGGGUCUGAGAACGAACUUUACCAGAUGCUUUAUACGGAAGUGGGUCUGAGGACAAACUUUAUCAGACGCUUUAUGCAGAAGUGGGUCUGAGGACGAACUUUACCAGAUGCCUUAUGCGGAAGUGGGUCUGAAGAUAAACUUUAUCAGACGCUUUAUGCAGAAGUGGGUCUGAGGACGAGCUUUACCAGACGCUUUAUGCGGAAGUGGGUCUGAGCAUGAACUUUAUCAGACGCUUUAUGUGGAAGUGAUUCUGAGCACGAACUUUUAGGCGCUUUAUGCAGAAGUGGGUCUGAGGACGAACUUUACCAGAUGCCUUAUGCGUAAGUGAGUCUGAGGACGAACUUUAUCAGACACUUUAUGCAAAAAUGGGUCUGAGGACCCAACUGAGCAGUGAAUCUCCAGAAAUGUCUCUGCAUAAGUAUAUAUAUGCGCUUUAAAGUUGUGAUUAUGUCCGCUAAUGAUAUCAUGAGACCUUGCAUGACUAAAGCAAACAUAUAAAACAUCUAUACAACGAA